This is a messenger RNA of Zea mays, 1296 nucleotides long. RefSeq names its product probable histidine kinase 2. Bases 19 to 1296 code for a protein of 425 amino acids. The transcript has 2 exons. Gene Ontology annotation, biological process: phosphorelay signal transduction system. NCBI's taxonomy places the organism in Eukaryota, Viridiplantae, Streptophyta, Magnoliopsida, Poales, Poaceae. The record is from RefSeq and is a predicted model, not a curated record.
UGAUCAAAGGUACGUCUGAUGGGAGGAGAGAUUAGCAUCAAGGACAAAGAGCCUGGGGAAAGGGGAACAUGCUUCGCAUUCAACGUGCUCCUAAAGAUAAGCGAGAUGCAACAACCUCAAGACAUAGAAGAAGGACCAUCGGUUCCAUCAGGUACACUGAACCUAGCCUCAGCGUUUCAAGAAGCCAACAACUUCAAGGGUGUGCAUUGCAUUCUGUACGUUCGUGGGUAUGAAACCAGGAGGAUCAUGCAGACAUGGAUGGAGAGCAUUGGUGUCAAGGUCUGGCUGGUUCCGCAGGCUAAGUUCAUCGGCUCCACCUUGGAGAAGGUGCGGAGCAAUAGCACAACCAUCAUUGCCAUGGACUACAACAACGCCGACCGAUGCUUCAGCUUCAAGGAGAAGGUGAACCAGCUGAGGAACAACACUGGUAUCAGGAGAGUCAGCCUUGGGGGGAUUCCUUCCGGUAUCCUUAUUGUCAUCGAUGUGUCCGGUGGUGAAACGGAAGAAAUUUUCCAGGAGAUGGCCAAACUUGCCAGAAUCAAGCAUCAAGCCCCAUGCAAAGUUGUUUUGCUCAAGGAUAUCAAGACCCCUUCCAAUGAUCUGAGGAAGCUCAAGGACCUAGGUUGCGAUCUCGUUUUGCGAAAGCCAGUGCACGGGUCUCGCCUUUUCACUCUCCUUAUGACCUUGAGAGACCUCCAGGUUUCAAAUGCACAAGCACAGUCUUCUCAUGUUGUUGGCCCUGGGAUUGCUGGGAACAGCCAGCAGCACGGUUUGCCAGAUGUUGUUGUUCCUUGCGUGCAAGAAACUAAUGCAUCAACUGAAUUAGCUUCAUGCUUGGCUCAGGAGCAGAAGCCUGAAGAUGAUAAGCCGCUAAGCGGGAUGCAAAUCUUGCUGGCUGAAGACACUCUAGUGCUGCAAACAAUCCAAAAGAAAGUCCUAAACCAGCUUGGAGCACUUGUCACAGUAGCUCAAAAUGGAGCUGUGGCUGUGAACUUGCUCAGAGAAGCUCUUGAGCAAGCCAAUGCUUCUAAAGAGGAUAUAGUGUCCUUGCCCUACCAUGUCAUCUUAAUGGAUUGCCAGAUGCCCGAAAUGGAUGGCUAUGAAGCAACGAAACUCAUCCGUGAGGAAGAACAACGCUACGGAAUUCACACUCCGAUUAUCGCAUUAACCGCGCAUGACAUGGAGGAGGAUCUGCAGAAGGCUUUUGAUGCAGGGAUGGAUCUUCACCUGACAAAGCCAAUAUUGCAGAAGAAGAUUGUGGAAGCUAUUUGCAGUGUUUAUAAAGGUCAGAAUUGA